GCGCUGGGUCACGUGCUAGCGCUGCUUAGAACAUUCAGUCCCGGACAGCCAGUGCAGUUGUUCUAAAGAGCAAAAUUCAGUAUUACGGUCGAGGUUACAGUAGAGCAGUCAAAGUCACAACUCUGAUUUCCAUCAGCGUCCAAGUACCCAUUUCAUUUAUCGAGUGGGAUAUUUCGCAGAGGAAAGAAAGCAUGGGCCAAUAUUGAACUGUCUAUUCAGCAAGUCGCCGGUGUUUGCUUAUUUUAUUUAAAAUAGUAAACUUCGUCGACUGCGGGAUCACAUUUAAGUGUAGAGUGUUCUUGGCUUGCUAGGUGUGUUUACGAGUCAGCGCCAACCUACAAAUAUAAAUAGCUUCGAUACAGAAAGACACGUACCGUCUUUCUGUUUCAACUACUUCAAACUUUGGAUUUCGGGUCUUAAACGGUCGGAAGAUAUGGCAUCGACAAAGGCUGGGGGAGUCAUCGCAUACAUCCACUCAUCGAGCUCCUCCUCGAGCCCGGAGUCGUGUCUCAGCGACAGCUCCGACAGCAGCCAGCAGCCGUCUCCUCCGCCCCUCCACCCGUCCCUGAGCCAGAGAUGUGACGUCUUUGCCAAGACUCCUUUCGCCGUGACCAGGCCCCCUCAUGGGUCAGAGAGGAUGGCACGCUCUGUACCCAACACUGAUUGCGGCGCUUCUAAGGUCAGUGGCUUGGUGUUACUCUGCAAGGUAUGCGGUGACGUGGCAUCAGGCUUCCAUUAUGGCGUCCACGCCUGCGAGGGCUGCAAGGGUUUCUUCAGGCGGAGCAUCCAGCAAAACAUCCAGUACAAGAAGUGUCUUAAGAAUGAGAAUUGCCCCAUCAUGCGGAUAAACAGGAACCGAUGCCAGCAAUGCAGAUUCAAGAAGUGCUUGUCAGUGGGAAUGUCAAGAGACGCGGUAAGGUUUGGCCGCAUUCCCAAGCGUGAGAAGCAGCGCAUGCUUCUGGAGAUGCAGAGCGCCAUGAACAGCAUGAUGAGCAGCCCGCUGCAUGAUCAGCUGCACGGCAACCAGGCGGCUCUCUGUCCCACCAAGCAAAUCCACGUCGAUCCCAAAGGCUCCCCGUCACCGAGCUCGCCGGCUUCUUCCCCUCCAAGCCCUCAGGAGAAGCCCUACAACGUCAAACCCCGGGGAGCCAUGAGCGCCUCCCCACAAUCCACGUCUUCCUUCUCUUCAGACAGCGGGGAGGAAGAGGUCAUCGGGACAGUGACCACAGCGCACAAGGAGAACUUUAUGUACAACCAAGAGCAGUGCGGCACGGAGCCUGAGGUCCCGCAAUCUCCUGGCGUCCCCGGGCAGGGGAGCGCCGGCAGUGAUGAGCAGCAAGUGAACUGGAAUCACUGGAACGAUCACGUUACAAUGGGACACUGUAGCCUGCCCCCCCAACAAGACCAGCAAGAGACCAACAGAGUCUACAGGGACGAUUUCCUCAACCACUGUCCAGACCAGCAAUAUAAAAGCCCCCCUACCAGUCACUGUCCCGCCUACACAGAUAGCCGGCCAUUCAAAGGCCAUCAUAUCGUCGAGGCUGGUGGAGGUUUUGCUGGGUCGUCCUGGACCACAGGGAAUAGGAUGCACUUGGUGUGUCCCAUGAACCUGUCACCCUUCGUGAACCCGUGCAAAUCCAGCCAUGAAAUCUGGGCGGAGUUCUCCAUGAGCUUCACUCCAGCAGUUCGCGAGGUAGUGGAGUUUGCAAAGCGAAUUCCUGGAUUUCGGGACCUCUCCCAACAAGACCAGAUCUGCCUGCUGAAGGCUGGAACGUUUGAGGUGCUAGUUGUACGUUUUGCAUCGCUGUUCGACUCGACGGACCGCACGGUGACCUUCCUGGGUGGCGAGAAGUACAGGGUGGAGGCGCUGCGCUCCAUGGGGGCCGGUGACCUGCUGACGUCCAUGUUUGAGUUCAGCGAGAAGCUGGCGGCACUGAAACUCCGCGAGGAGGAGAUGAGCCUGUUCACCGCCGUCGUCCUGGUUUCUGCAGACCGCUCCGGCAUCGAGAACGUGAACUCCGUGGAGGCUCUGCAGGAGACCCUGAUCCGCGCCCUGAGGAGUCUCAUCAUGAAGAACCACGCCAACGCGGUGGCGACCUUCACCAAGCUGCUGCUGAAGCUUCCGGAACUGCGCUCCCUCAACAGCGUGCACUCAGAGGAGCUGCUGACCUUCAAAGUGCAUGCCUGACCCACAGGAAACGUUCAUGCAGACGUCUUCAUUCGCUUUGUACAGAACUGUCAGAAAAGGGGACCACGAGUGAAUGGCAGCGUGUGCCUCACAGAACCCCCCCAAGCCCAAACAAACGCACACAUUUAUCAAAGGUUUGCAGAUCUGUGAACUUAAGAAGCACUUUGUUAUCGUUCAGUGCAAUAUAAAACCAUCCACUUUCCAGUUAUUUCCAUUUUGAUGUUAUUUCCUUUGUGUUUUUGAGACAUACUGUACUUAAUAAGCAUGAAUGUAAGUCCAAGCCAAAGUAGAACAUGUGGAGGUUCUGGUUUCACAGAAGCUGGUGUGGUGCUGAAGAAGGAGUCUGUAGUGACCCAGCACUUUCUCCGCAGGAAAAGCUUGUUUGGCUUGAUCGCGGUGUAGAUAUCUGUCGGCGUGCUGAUUUCAUUAUAAACAUUCUACCUCUGUUGGAAAUUCAGACAGACAUAUUGCGGUUUUACUGUUUCAGUAGUAUUCAAUAUUAUAUCACACGAGAGCACUGUUGCUGUUCUGGGGAGUAAUUUCAGAUAUCAUGUUUUUCUAAAGCAGAGAGACAAAUGUGAAACGCAUAACUGCAGGUUUAUAUAUACUACUCUCCUCUUUUGUUGCAUUGCUAUGAUGUGUAAUGUAAAAAAAAUGGGUUCUAUCUAGAUGGGCAUGUCAUACUGGUGCCUAACCUUAACCCUGGCAAUGCCUGAUACUGCUAGUUCAGUGCUGAGAUUCUUUCGGAGAUGAGGUGUGGUUUGUGUGCGCGUUGCGUCUAACUGGGCUAGCUCGUCGCCGACACUUGAGAUGUACGCAGGCUCAUUUCGUGCAUCAUGCGUGUCUGUGGCGAGCAAAUUCCCGGCAGGUGUAGGUGUGUGUGUGUGUGUGUGUGUGUGUGUGUGUGUAAAUGACGCUCACCUACAAAAACCCAGAACUCGCAGUGUGGCCCAAAUAUGAAGAUGGUUUGCUAAUCUAAUAGCGGCCUUUUCUAUUUUUGGAAAUUGUGUUAACUUCCUGUUCAUUUUUCUUGCAAUCUGCCUGACAGAUUGUCUGAUAUUUUGCGCGGCUCUCUAUCACAUUUGCUUUCCCCAGUUCCCCCAGUCCUCACUCUCUCACUGUAAUCUGUCUGUGCUCUUUCCAAAGAGACACAUCCUUAAUUAUAUAUACGUUUUCACAUAAGUAUCAGUCACUCAGUCUUUGUCUAUCCCUGUUUCACACCCUAUUUUAUCUGUCACUAUAUAUAUAAUAUAUAUAUAAAAUGUAAAGUUAUAAAUAAACAGAAGAGCAAGUUCUGUUGUGGGUUUUUUGAAUAAUAGGUAGUGUUAAAUGUUCAAGUGUCUGUUAUAAUUGAAACAGCAAUAGUUUAUGGGUUUUUUUUAAAGGUUUAUUCCAAAUUGACUGCACUCUGAAAUGACCAGAAAUAUGUACUAAAACAAAUAAAAACUUAAACACACAAAUUUCUUCACAAACAACCUGUCUACUAGGUAUACAUUACAGUAUAGUCAAAAUGCCUUAAUAGAACGCUGCUAUGGUGACAAGAAAACACAAAAUUCUCUUUAUUCACCAUGUACAAAGCUCAUUUAAUGAGUCACAAACAACAUGAACAGAAGGAAUCCAUCAAAUAUUUAAAACAUUCACUUUAUUGUUCUACUAAUACUCUUGAAGAUUUAAACCAAUGCCAAUCAGAUGCAACCAGAUUACUAAAUCCGAUCUAAAUGGCUGCAAGCCAGCUGGUAAAAGUGACUCUCUCUUUGUUGUUCUGUGAAGUCUGACAAAUCUAACUACCACACUAACCUGUUACUGUAAAAAUGAUUAAAUCACCACCUACCCCAA
Molecule: messenger RNA, 4024 nt
Organism: Paramormyrops kingsleyae
Lineage: Eukaryota; Metazoa; Chordata; Actinopteri; Osteoglossiformes; Mormyridae
Gene: nr1d2a
Product: nuclear receptor subfamily 1, group D, member 2a
Biological process (GO): negative regulation of transcription by RNA polymerase II; hormone-mediated signaling pathway; cell differentiation
Molecular function (GO): zinc ion binding; nuclear receptor activity; RNA polymerase II cis-regulatory region sequence-specific DNA binding
Source: RefSeq, a predicted model, not a curated record